Molecule: messenger RNA, 1095 nt
Organism: Penicillium nucicola
Lineage: Eukaryota; Fungi; Ascomycota; Eurotiomycetes; Eurotiales; Aspergillaceae
Product: FAD-dependent oxidoreductase
Exons: 6
Coding region: 1-1095 (364 amino acids)
Molecular function (GO): D-amino-acid oxidase activity; FAD binding
Source: RefSeq, a predicted model, not a curated record
AUGGCGACAAACAACAUCGUGGUUCUGGGGGCUGGUGUGUCUGGCCUGACAACCGCAUAUCUACUAUCUCAAGACCCUUCAAACAAGGUCACUGUGCUAGCAAAGCAUAUGCCCGGAGACUAUGACAUCGAAUAUGCAUCUCCAUGGGCGGGUGCCAAUUACAUGCCGAUGGGAGCAAAAGAGAGUAACCACGCAGCAUGGGAGCGUGCCACCUGGCCUGUAUUGAAAUCAAUUACGGAGAAGUAUCCGGAGGCUGGCAUCCAUUUCCGAACCGCUCUGAUCUAUAAUCGCAAGAAAGACCCUACAGACAAUCCCGCUGCGUUCUUCUCGGACUUGGUGGAGCCCAAUCCGUGGUACAAGGAUGUCGUGCCAGACUUUAAACCCAUUCCAUCUGAUCAGCUAGCACCUGACAUGGACAAUGCGCAAGAAUUCACAUCUGUCUGCAUCAACCCACCAGUCUACUUAGCCUGGCUAGUCGGCCAAUCUGUGAAGAAUGGCGCCGUGUUCAAGCGCGCUAAUUUCAAGCAUAUUGUUCAUGCAGCCAACGCCCAUCAUACUGGCCAGAAGGCCGAUGUCGUGAUCAACUGCACUGGUCUAUCAUCCAAGUUCCUUGGCGGUGUCCUCGACGAGAAACUGUAUCCAGCUCGCGGCCAGGUUGUCGUCGUUCGCAACGAUCCAGGGCCAAUGGUCGCCGUCUCCAAGACCGAUGAUGCGCCAGAUGAAGCCACUUAUUUGAUGACUCGAGCCGUAGGUGGUGGUACCGUCCUCGGCGGAUCUUACCAAAAGCACAAUUGGGAUGCGACGCCCGAUCUAAGUCUUGCAAAUCGUAUCAUGACUCGUGCUAUUGCAAUCGCUCCAAGCCUCGUGGAGAAAGGAAAAGGAGUUGAAGGACUGGAUAUUAUUCGACAUGGUGUUGGUUUGCGCCCUCUAAGAGAAGGUGGUCCUCGCAUUGAGAAAGAGAAGAUCGACGGCGUCUCAGUUGUUCACAAUUACGGCCACGGUGGCUUUGGCUACCAGGCUUCAUUUGGUUGUGCAAAUACCGCUGUAUCUUUGAUUCAGGAGGUUUUGCGCGAAAAGUCACGGGCCAAGCUCUAG